AUGGGUGUUUUUGUGCGUCGCGACAACAUCAAUCUCAUCACGAAUCAUCGACGAUCAAUGGGACAGCGGCAAGCUAAACAACACAUGCAGGCUGGCGUCAAACUUUAUCACCAACGACAUUACGCUCAGGCUAUCAACAAAUGGAGGCAGUCGCUAAACAGGUUAAACAAUGCAGAAGACCGAUUCAUCACUCUCGGAUACCUUGCACAAGCGCUUUGCGAUCAAGGAGAAUACGAAGGAAUGCUUUCUUAUGCUCUAUCACAAAUGCAAUUGGCAACAGAUCAGAACGAUUCAGCGAUGAAGUGCGAGGCUUUUCUGAAUCUUGCAAAGGCUUACGAGCGAUUAGCAGAUUUUACAAAAGCACUACAGUACGGUAAAGCGUCAUUAGAACAUCCUUCAAUGGAUCCGAGAACACCUGGGUACGCACAUUUGACAAUAGCGCUUGCACACUUGGGAAUGUCUCAAUUUCAACAGUGUCUAGAAAGUUUUGAGUCAGCGAUGAACGUGGCCAAUGAGACAUCAGAUCGAUUACUGGAACUUCAGAUUUGUGUCGGACUAGGAUCGCUUUUCACAUUAUUGAGAGACAUCACAAAAGCAUUAAUAUUCCUUCGAAACGCUCUCGCAAUCGUUCAGUCUGUUACGGUGGAUGAUGUUCAUGCCAAGUAUCGAUGUCUGAUUCUGUAUCAUCUGUCAGUUGCACUCCGGAUGAAAGGAAGUCUGGUGGAUGCAAAAGAGGCUUGUGAUGAAGCUUCCCAGUUAGCAGUAGAAAUGGGAAACAGAGCAAUCCAUGCGAGGUGUAUGUGCAGUUUGGCAGACAUUUACAGAGAAUUAGGAGAGAGUGAAGCCAAGGAAACCAUCACGAAGUCAUGGGCUAGAUAUGAGGAUGCGUACCGGGUAAUGAGAGGAGCCAACGACAAAAUGGGAGAGGUACUGGUGUUAUCCUCAAUGGCCAAAAGCGCAUCUGAAAGUCGAUCUCAUUAUACGGGACAAUGUGAAUGUCAAGCGAUUCAGUUGAACAAAAAGUGUAUUGAGAUCGCCAAUCAAAUUGGAUGCAAGCAUGUUGUUCUGAAAUGUCACCUGCGACUGGCAGAAUUAUAUUCUCAGUUGAACGACGAUGAUUCUGAAGAGAUGGCUCGAAGAGCAGCAUCUCGAUUGACACAAGAAAUGCAAUUAUUCUGCAACUUCUGUGGUCAACGUUAUGGAUUAAAAGACGAAAGUUUGCAAGCUCUUCGAUGUUCCCACAUUUUCCAUGAAAAAUGUCUACACACGUACUUGUUGCAAAGGACGGAUCAAAAUUGUCCGAAAUGUAGAUGUCGAGCUGUGUUAUCUGAUAAUAUUUCGAUUAGAAGUUCGAUAGCAUCAACUGCAGAUGUACAGAGUCCUAGUACAUCAUUUGCUCCACCUGGUGGUGUUGCUACUCCUCUUGUCUCCGUUGCUGCUGAACUUGGAGAUAUCACACCUCAAGCCACGUUGACACGACGACCUCCUCAACAAGACAAGAUUCUUCGUGGAGCUGAAAAAGAUAUCGAUAGAGUUGAUCGAAGUCUCGCCAGGCUGAAAUCACAAACAACGGCAAAUUCGUGUGCUGCAGUUCCUGUUCCAUCUCCCGAAGUUCCAUCAACAACAACGUCGGGAGCAUCUGAACCGAUUGCCUCUACUUCUUCGGCCGCUCCGAUACUGUCAAAUCAAACGAAUCACAAGCCGCCUCCUCCGCCCAGGAAACCUUGCUGUUCUCAGGCUGCACUUCCUCCAUCGUCAAUCGUUGCUCUUCCACCUGCAAUGCCUCUGGCUGAAGAUGGUCCAUUAGUAAUAACACAUACACCUACAGUAACAGAUGUUUAA
Messenger RNA from Caenorhabditis briggsae, 1842 nucleotides. RefSeq names its product Protein CBR-RPY-1 (gene Cbr-rpy-1). Gene Ontology annotation, molecular function: acetylcholine receptor binding; protein-membrane adaptor activity. The transcript has 11 exons. The record is from RefSeq and is a predicted model, not a curated record. The coding region runs from base 1 to 1842 and encodes 613 amino acids. Gene Ontology annotation, cellular component: synapse. Gene Ontology annotation, biological process: chemical synaptic transmission. NCBI's taxonomy places the organism in Eukaryota, Metazoa, Nematoda, Chromadorea, Rhabditida, Rhabditidae.